AUGGCUGCCGCAGAAAGCACUAGGCUGUCACUAAUGCAGUCAGAAGAACCGCUUAAACUAUCUGAUUUAUUAGAUCGAGGAUGGAAACUAUAUGAUGAGGUAGACACCACUAAUGAUCCCAUUGCAGCCACCCAUAUCCAGGUUAAAAUCAAGCGUGGGAUAACGCAACUGGAAGAGGCAACGCGAAUGGUUGCCCAACUCGACUUGUUCAGGUGACGUUAGCGCUACCAAACGUUAGCUAGCAGCUAGCAAACUAUACAGACUGCUUCUCUAGCAAUGACGACUAGCCAGAUUCCCAGGUAGCGAGCUAGUUACUAACCGGUAUCAAAUAGCUAGAUAACAAACAGAUUCCACCGUAAAGUUACUUGAGAGUUUAGCUAGCUAGCUACUUUACUAGGCUAAAUCGUAAACAAGCUAGCAACCUAACGUCAGCUAAACUAAGCCAUGGCCAUGCAAUGAAAGUGGUGCUGCAUGUCCAGUCCAGUGCGUUCAAAUGUGUGUAUCAGGAAAGUGUCCAUACUCACUCAGGAAACACAUUUUAAGGUGGACCGUCAGUUCAAGGAUCAACAUGUUCUUUGCAAUGUUUCUCCACAUCAUAAGCUAGUUUUAAUGGAUAGUUAUGAUCAUCAUGGUUAAUCCUAUUUAUGUUUGUUUUUCAGCCGAAAUGAGGAUUUGGAGGAGGUAGCAACCAAAGAUCUGAAGUAUCUGAUGUUGCCUGCCCUCCUGGGGGCUCUAACUAUGAAGCAAGUGAACCUGGCAAAACGAUUAGAUGAAGUUCAGAUAGCUAGAUGUUACUUUUUGGACUUCUUGAAAAGAUGUAAGGAGUAUAACAUAUCGAAGUUUGAUCUACCCAAAACCAUUGCAAACUCUGCUGACAUACCAGAAGAAGAAUCUGCAAACGGGCCCCCCAAACCUCCGGACUUGAUUGCGAUGGCGACAGUUAGAGCGGCAAAGAUAGAAAGGUAUAUUAAACAUCUGCAUUUCAAUUACAAUUUUGACAAUCAGAACAAUAAUCGUUUUGAUUGAGCACUGCACAAGUACAAUUUAGGCCAACCUACCUAUGCUUGAAGGUCUAGUACCUGUCACGCACCUCUUAAAAUAUGUUAUGUCCCUCAGCUAUUUAAUAAAUUAAAGAUCUCUCUUAUUUAUUAUGCUAUACUCUGCAGAUACAAACAGAGGAAGGACACAGAGGCCAAGCUAUCAGAGAUUAAGGCAGCAGUGGACCGUGGGCAGGCAGAUGACGAGAUAGUCAGAGACUUCUACCUCCUCAAUGUGAGGAAAUGGAUUGCUGUAUCCCUGGAGGAGAUCGAGAGCAUUGACCAGGAAAUUGAGAUUUUGACCAGGAUGGAUGUUCUAAAACAGGUACCUGGAUUUGAAGAUGUAACUAAUGCCAUUAAUUCACCAGUGACUCAUUGAAAGAGUGUGGUUUUCUUAUGCUCUGUAUCUUUUCCAUGUGCAGAGUUCAGCAGAGCCAUCACACUCUAAAAGGCCUCCCAUGAAACCCUUCAUUCUCACCAAAGAUGCUGUUCAGGCCCGGUAGGCACCUGCUCAAACGUAUCAUUUAUUUUCUCAUUCUGCUAAUUGCUGUUUUCCUGCUCACAAAAUAAGUACUCUGUCCAACCUCCCUUAUCAAGAGUACAUAGCUACUUGCUUAUUAUAUCACAUGAAGUAAAUAGUUGAUUCAUUUAUAAUUUAAAGGGAUAUUUCAUUUUUUAGCAUGUUAGACCUCAUUUUCCACUUACUUUUAGUUUUAGAGCAUCAUCCAGACAGUUUUUUUGGUCAAAGUUAAAUUUUGGAAAUUUAUUUGGCUGGAUUAUUUGCUUGCUUGAGCCAUAUAGUGGUAGUGGCCAGACUCGUGCUUCAAAACGUCUCCACAUAAAAUUCUAAAGACCAUUAUGUUUUCAGGGCUUGUAGAAAAGUUACAUAUUGGUUUUUUUCUGCAAACAUCCGGACUAGCUACUUCAGCCGAAGUACGUUGCCAGUGUUGUUCUGCUCAUGUGAGCAACAAGUCUGACGCUCCGGAGUAGGCAUGUCAUAUCUCUCUUGUCAACAGAGCGCGUGGCUACACAUACAGUGCGAGACUAGCAGUGUGUGGAUGUAGAAAUUAGUUCCAAGACAAGGGCAAAACAGGAAGUAAACAGAGUUUGAGUUAUACACAUUGCUCGUAAUAGUGGAAAUAGCUAAGUGUUUUGAUAUUGACAUGCGUGUAUAGCCCACAAAGACAUGAGAUAGCUGUAGAUUUUCUUGUGGGGACGUUUUGAAGCAUGUUUUUUUGGUGAGUCUGGCCACUACCACUAUAUGGCUCAUGCAAGCAACUAAGCCAGCCAAAGAAAUCUUAGGAAUGGAACUUUAACCAAAACAACUGUCUGGUUGAUGCUUCAACACUAAAAGUAAGUGGAAAAUGAGGUCUAACAUGCUAAAAAACGAAAUAUCCCUUUAAUGUGUAAUUUUUCAUCUCAGAGUGUUUGGGGCAGGCUAUCCCAGCCUACCUACUAUGUCAGUGGAUGACUGGUAUGAACAGCACAGGAAGAAAAAUGCCCUGCCAGACCAGGGGAUCCCACGCAGCGCUGGUAGGGUUAACAGAGAUGUUCCUAAUAGUGUUCUAUUUACAGUUAACUGUACAUCAAUUGUUUUCAAAUGGUCAUGAACCAUGUUUGUUUUUUUACCCUGUCUCAUUCACCAAAUACAAUUUGUCUCCCUUUCAGAGGACUUUGAUGCAGAAGAGCGAGAACAAGAAGAGAAAGAGAAGCGGGUUGAAAACGAUGACGAGGAGGCCUUGCAGAAAGCUAGAGACUGGGACAACUGGAAGGAUACGCAUCGGAGAGGCUAUGGGAACCGUAAAAACAUGGGCUGACAACCAUCAAACACAGCAACAGCAACAGUGCCAAACCUGGUCUGUCCCUACUCUGUCUCUCUGAAGAUUUGUUGUUGUUGCUGCUGUAUAUAGAAAGAUGACCUUGAGGAAAAGGGAGGUCUAUACAAUCCCAGACAGAAUCUGUUUAUAAGUGUCUGUUUAUUCUGAUGCUGCAAAUCACGGCUUUCAUUGUAGCCGUAUCAGAGGAACAUUAUUUAUUGGCAAGCAUUAAUAUUAUCUGCAGGCUCCGUACGAAUACACAACCAAGUAUUGCCACCAAGGCCCUGUCCGUCGAGACGGCGCAGUGGUAUGCUUGAGAAGAUUAGUGAAGUGAAUUUGAUGAUAAAUUGUUUUAACAGCUGCUCCCAAGUAGAUUCAUAUUUUCUGAGAGUAUCCAACAGUACUUAAAGACCCUGUUGUGAAAAGCCCUACAGAGGGGGUAACGCUCUACAGGUACAAAAAAUUGCUGUCGUCAUCCACACUUCAUGUGCUUGGUGAUGGAAAAUGUAGCUUGUGUGCUUAUACAGUCCCCUAAAAUGUGGCUGUAUACUCCAGCAUUUUGGAUUUGACAAUAAUUGUUUCAUAUGAGGUGACAGUACAGAAUGUCACCUUUUUCUUUCAGGUAUUUUCAUACAUAUCUGUUUUACUGUUUAGAAAUUAAUUAGAAGAAGUCAUAAGUAUUUUGACAGAUUCACUUAGUGUAUUAAAGUAUUCAAAAGUGUAGUAUUUGGUCGUAUAUUCAUUUUCACAUUAACAUUUUAGUUAUUUAGCAGACACACUUAUCCAGAGUGUAUAAUAUUGCUCCCAUGUAACUUGAUAUGUGUCUUUUG
Coregonus sp. 'balchen' is the source of this 3684-nucleotide messenger RNA. The record is from the annotation of a GenBank genome assembly. NCBI's taxonomy places the organism in Eukaryota, Metazoa, Chordata, Actinopteri, Salmoniformes, Salmonidae.